AUGUCGAGUACCACACGUAGACUAAAUCUAAGACCAUCCACACGGCAACAAGCCCACCCCUCAUCAAUACCCAGUACUGCCCCAUCUAUCAGCAUUUCCAACGCCCCAAUCCCCCAAAGUCCUAAAAAUUUAAUAGAGAAAAUCACCCGAGGCUCAAACCUCCCCAACCUCUCACCCACGGAUCUAAAACUCCUUCGCAAAAAACAAGACCGCCUAUCUCUCGAUGCGCCAAGUACCCGCGCAUCAUUACCAGACGCGCAUCUCCAAAAUGCGCUCGCAGCCAGCCUGAUAUUUGCACAGCAUGAAGCAGGAAGCGCAGUUUGUAUAGACCCGGCAGGCUGGGUGAUUACCUGUGCCCAUUGUUUCGGCGACACGUAUGAAGACUACAGUACUUCUUCCAAAACACGCUGGCUGCUUUUUUACGACGGGCAGGCUGUUCUGGCCGAGUGCCGCGUUUGGGACGCGAAGCGGGACCUUGCUCUUCUGAAGAUCGUCGCUGCGGAGUCUGAUGCUGCAGGCGCAUAUGUGGAUGGGAGUGCUGCAAUGGGAGCUUCGUUCCCGUUUGUCACGCUUUGUCCUGGUAAAUCCACAGUAAAAACUCCGAUCAUAUGCAUCGGUCAGCCCGGAAGCGAGGAUCUGGAGUCCGCAACUGCCCGUAAAACCGAAUAUAAUCUUAUAGAAGUAUCCCGGGGUGCGUUGCGUGGUACAACACCUGGUGUAGAUCUGUGUGAUAAUUCAGAAAUUGGAACAUUAAAGCAUGAUGCCUGGACUUAUUGGGGUCAUUCGGGCGCUCCGCUUUUGCGGGUGGUGGAUGGAGGGUUGGUUGGAUUGCAUUCUUCAUGGGACGGGGAGACAGGUAUGAGGCAUGGGGUUCCAUUGGUUGCGAUUGAGUCAUUUCUGCGAGGAUGCUGUGAGGUUAUGGGAGGGGGUUCGCUUGGACAACAGACAUUGGCAAAACAGCGCAAAUUGCGAGGAGCAAAAGAAUCAAAAAAGAAUGAGAUUCGAGGGCUAAGGAAAAGAAUCAGAGGCCCUGAUGACAAGGAGGCUAUGGCCUAG
Paracoccidioides lutzii Pb01 is the source of this 1056-nucleotide messenger RNA. RefSeq names its product AT hook motif family protein. The coding region runs from base 1 to 1056 and encodes 351 amino acids. The record is from RefSeq and is a predicted model, not a curated record. The transcript has a single exon.